Messenger RNA from Leptosia nina, 240 nucleotides. Lineage: Eukaryota; Metazoa; Arthropoda; Insecta; Lepidoptera; Pieridae. The record is from the annotation of a GenBank genome assembly.
AUGAAGUUGUGGAAAAGCCUGAAAAUUUCCAUCGGAAAAACGGACUCGAAGGGCUACCCGAGCGACCUACCGCAGUGGGGAGGGCAAGGAUAUGAGUUGGAUGUAUUCAAAUCGCAGACAUCCUUAUCGACAGACUCCGGACUAUGUACAGAGCGAGGUUUGCGACGGACACACAUAGAACUAAUUAAACCUCCGGGAAAAAGGAUUGGAUUGAAACUGGCAGGUAUGUUCAUUAAUUAA